AUGUCUCCUAAUCCAUCCGAUAUCGAGACAACCAAGAAAGUUGUGGAUGAUAUCACCCAUUCAACACUAAGCAAAAAGAAAAACGGAAUGGACAAGGCACCAGAUGGUGGUUUCCGGGCAUGGCUUAUCACAGCAGGAACCGCUUGCAUCUUCUUCUCGACAUUAGGGUUCGCGAACUCAUUCGGCAUCUUUGAGCAAUACUAUCUUUCCCACCAAUUGAAAGACGAGUCGGCAGAUAAGGUUGCAUGGAUCGGAUCACUGGCAGCCUUUCUCCAAUUUGCAGCAGGUGCUCUUGGAGGACCAUUGUUUGAUCGAUAUGGAGCUUGGGUAUGUUCUUCAAUUUCCAGGAAGGAUCAGUUACUAACACGAAAGAAGGUCAUCCGGCCAGCCGCAAUCAUGUAUCUCUUUGCAAUGGUGAUGACAAGCCUAUGCAAGCAAUACUGGCAGUUUAUGCUCGCCCAAGGCAUUCUCCUGGGCACAUCUAUGGGUCUUCUGCAAUUUCCAGCAAUGGCAGCAGUCAUUCAGCACUUUGACAAGAACAUCGCCGCUGCCUUAGGGGCAGCUGUCUCUGGAUCCUCCAUUGGCGGUGUGGUGAUUCCUAUCGCCCUGUCAAAGAUGCUGAACAGUACUUCCCUUGGUUUCGGAUGGUCAGUUCGAAUCAUCGGGUUCGUGGUUACUCCGCUCCUAGCCUUCUCAUGCCUUGCUGUCAAAUCUCGUCUUCAACCACGCAAGACGAAGUUCUUCAUAGCAUCAGCUUUCAAAACACCCAAGUUCUCUCUGCUUGUUGCAGCAAUAUUCUUCAUGUUCCUCGGAUUUUUCACUCCGCUGUUUUACAUCCCAACAUAUGCAGUAUCAAGAGGAGUGGAUACAACUCUUGCCUCCUACCUACUUGCAAUUCUCAACGCUGCUUCGACCUUUGGCCGUGUCAUCCCGGGUGUUCUAGCAGAUAAAUUCGGUCGAUUGAACGUUCUCAGCAUGGGCGGUAUCCUCACCGGAAUUAUCAUUUUCUGCAUGAACCAGGCUAAAUCAACCCCGGCUCUAAUUGUAUAUUCAAUUGCUUUCGGAUUUUGGUCGGGGACAAUCAUCUCUGGAGCUACUGCUGCUUUCUCAAUUGUUAUCCCGGAUCCUCGGACUAUUGGAACAUACUUGGGCACAGGAAUGGGUGUUGCUUCUCUUGCUUCCUUGAUUGGGCCUCCGGUCAACGGUGCGCUGCUCAACAAGUAUGGAGGAUUUUCAGAGAUUUCAAUUUUCAGUGGAGCGAUGUGUGUUUUGGGCGGCUUUCUUACUCUUGCGACCAAGACUACAACUUCUCAAGGUCUUCUUGGCAGAGUGUAA
Molecule: messenger RNA, 1335 nt
Organism: Penicillium antarcticum
Lineage: Eukaryota; Fungi; Ascomycota; Eurotiomycetes; Eurotiales; Aspergillaceae
Product: MCT family MFS transporter
Exons: 1
Coding region: 1-1335 (444 amino acids)
Biological process (GO): transmembrane transport
Cellular component (GO): fungal-type vacuole membrane
Molecular function (GO): transmembrane transporter activity
Source: RefSeq, a predicted model, not a curated record